Vombatus ursinus (common wombat) is the source of this 799-nucleotide messenger RNA. Its product is annotated as transmembrane protein 202-like. Bases 1 to 723 code for a protein of 240 amino acids. The transcript has 5 exons. The record is from RefSeq and is a predicted model, not a curated record. NCBI's taxonomy places the organism in Eukaryota, Metazoa, Chordata, Mammalia, Diprotodontia, Vombatidae.
AUGUCUCAUCACUCUUCCCCCAAGAAUUGGGGUCUGACCUACCAUCAAACCCUCAGUUCCUUUGGGGGAGAGUUUGGAAGAUGGAAGGGGAUUCAAAGGCACAGGACCUCCAUGUUACCUCUCAGUCAUCGGCUGUUGCACCGAGCACGCCAUCUGAGCCGGGAGCUUUGCCUGCUGCUGAGCCUGGCUGGACUAGCCAUCGCCGGUCUGCUCUCUCUGUAUAAGUCAUGGAUUUGCUUUUACGUGCCAGUGGGUGCUCCCGGCAAUUUCACCGUCAUUGACAUCUACACCUCUCUCCUUGUUCCCUGCCCAGAGACCGAAUGCACACUGGAGCCUGAUCAGCCGCCCUAUUACCUGACUUACUCCGUUGUCUUCAUACUCAUUGCUAGCCUCAUCAGUUUCCUUCUCUGCCUGGCCCUGGCCUACUCCAUUAUCUUCUUCACAGGCUCAGUGCCCAUCUUUGACCUGUCCACCUCCAUUGCCAGCUUCACUUCAGGCAUGAUCCCUAAUUCUUGGCCCUUUUCCCUGUUCCUGUUCCUGUGUGCCCUGUUCUACCUGCUUCAGGCCCAGAAUUUCCUGCAGGAGGGAAUGAGCUACACCCUGGAAAUAAACUACUACCUGACAUGGGUGGGCAUUUUCCUCUUCAUGAUGACAGGCUUCCUUUGCUUCCUCAACUAUCUGAAUUUCUGGUCUAUAAUUACACCUGGGGGGUGCUGGCUUUAGGCCAUUAAGAUCGAUUCUGGACCCUGCCCGCCUGACUUCUUACUCCCACCCCAACCCUUACACCUUCCAGCUGAGC